CGCGCGGAUACAAGCACGAACUUGACCACCAGGCGGUAGAGCACGCGCGCACGGCGACAAACGCCGCGUCGAGUCGGUCGGUCGAUCGGUCGGUCGAGAUGUGCCGCCACCGAACUAUCGUGCGUACGUACGCGCGCGACGAGAAGGGGAGAAGAGACUGGAGAGAGGUGCGCGCUACGCUCCUGCUAGCUAUAGCCGUCUUAGCCGCCCGCCGCUAUAUGCCCGUCCAACUCGCGUAGAGGAAGCCCUGCGGACGCCGUCCUCUCUGUCUCUGCUCCAUCGUCCACAUGCCACGGCCUCACCACACAACCACCUGACCACGCACGGUCGCCGUCAGUACUCAUCAGCAUCAGCACCUGCUGCCGUCGGCAUCGGCCGAUCAUGUUAGCCGAGCUCUCGGCGCGCCCGGCCGCGUCGUCGUCGCCCUCCCCUCACGGCGCGGCGCGGAGUGCGGCAGCCAGCGAGGGAGAUGCCAAGACGACGUCGCGGGGAGCAGGCGGAGCGUGGGCGGCGGCGGCGGCGCUCGCCCCGCGGGCGCGGUGGGCGCCGGAGUGGGACCGCGCGUACCUGCUCGCCUGCGCGGCGGGGCUGGUGGUCGACCCGCUGUUCCUCUACGCCGUCUGCCUCAGUGCGCUGCUCAUGUGCGUCUUCCUCGACGGCUGGUUCGCCGCCGCGGUCACCGCGCUCCGGUGCGCGCCGGACGCCAUGCACGCCUGGAACCUGCUGCUGCGGCUCCGGGACGCGCGCGCGCCGCUGGCUCGGGAGGACGACGCGGACGAGGAGGCGGCGCGGCAGGGGCGCGACGACGCGCGCGGCGGCGCCGCCGUGCCGGAACGACGGGCGAGGUCCAGGAACAAGAAGGGGAUUUUCCUGGACGUGUUCGUCAUCCUACCGGUGAUGCAGGUGAUCGUCUGGGCGGCGGCGCCGGCGAUGAUACGCGCGGGCUCGACGGCCGCCGUCAUGACCGUGCUGCUGGUGGCGUUCCUGUUCGAGUACCUGCCCAAGAUCUACCACUCCGUCCGCGUGCUGCGCCGGUCGCAGGACGCCUCCGGCUACGUCUUCGGCACCAUCUGGUGGGGGAUCGCGCUCAACCUCAUGGCCUACUUCGUCGCCGCUCCCGCGGUGGGCGCGUGCUGGUACCUGCUGGGCGCGGCGGGCAGGCUCGCCUGGGCCGGCAACGCCACCGCCAGGGGCACGUGCCUCGACAGUGGCGACAACUACCAGUACGGGGCCUACAAGUGGACGGUCAUGCUAGUGGCCAACCCCAGCAGGAUCGAGAGGAUUCUGCUCCCGAUCUUCUGGGGGUUAAUGACUCUCAGCACGUUCGGGAACCUGGAGAGCACGACGGAGUGGCUGGAGAUCGUGUUCAACAUCAUCACCAUCACCAUCACCGGCGGGCUGAUCCUCGUGACCAUGCUCAUCGGCAACAUCAAAGUGUUCCUAAACGCGACGACGUCCAAGAAGCAGGCGAUGCACACGCGGCUGCGGGGCGUGGAGCUGUGGAUGAAGCACAAGAACCUGCCCAGGAGCUUCCGGCAGCGGGUGCGGCAGUACGAGCGGCAGAGGUGGGCGGCCACGCGCGGCGUCGACGAGUGCCGCAUCGUCCGCGACCUCCCCGAGGGGCUCCGCAGGGACAUCAAGUACCACCUCUGCCUCGACCUCGUGCGCCAGGUCCCGCUGUUCCAGCACAUGGACGAGCUGGUGCUCGAGAAUAUCUGGGACGGGGUAAAAUCGUCCCUCAUACUCCCCAAAGGAGAAGUCAUCGUCAGGGAAGGGGACCCGGUGAGGCGGAUGCUGUUCAUCGUGCGCGGGCACCUGCAGAGCAGCCAGGCGCUCCGGACCGGCGCCACGAGCCGGUGCACGCUGGGCCCGGGCAACUUCAGCGGCGACGAGCUGCUGUCGUGGUGCCUGCGGCGGCCGUUCCUGGAGCGGCUGCCGGCGUCGUCGUCCACGCUGGCGACGCUGGAGAGCACCGAGGCGUUCGGGCUGGACGCCGCGGACGUCAGGUACGUGACGCGCAACUUCCGCUACACCUUCACCAACGACAGGGUGCGGCGCAGCGCGCGCUACUACUCGCCCGGGUGGCGGACGUGGGCGGCCGUGGCCGUGCAGCUCGCGUGGCGGAGGUACAAGCACCGCAAGACGCUCGCGUCGCUGUCCUUCAUCCGCCCGCGGCGGCCGCUGUCGCGGUGCUCGUCGCUGGGGGAGGAGAAGCUCCGCCUCUACACCGCGCUGCUCACCUCGCCCAAGCCCAACCAGGACGACCUGCUGUGACUGCAGGGGCCGCCUCGUGUGUCUGGAGUCUGAACAAACGCCAUGCUUGUAUGUUGUACGGCCUGCCGGGUCAGGUAGAAGCAAAAUGCCACAGGCUACUGGUAUAAGUGAAUGUCAUGUUGAACUCGAGCAUUGAGCAGGAGCUCCAGGUCUACGGCUUUACUGGUUUGAUGAUAUGGCCCGUGCUGUG
Molecule: messenger RNA, 2464 nt
Organism: Panicum virgatum (switchgrass)
Lineage: Eukaryota; Viridiplantae; Streptophyta; Magnoliopsida; Poales; Poaceae
Product: cyclic nucleotide-gated ion channel 4-like
Exons: 8
Coding region: 382-2274 (630 amino acids)
Source: RefSeq, a predicted model, not a curated record